Messenger RNA from Rotaria socialis, 2745 nucleotides. NCBI's taxonomy places the organism in Eukaryota, Metazoa, Rotifera, Eurotatoria, Philodinida, Philodinidae. The record is from the annotation of a GenBank genome assembly.
AUGAUCAUUUUGAUUGAUGCUAAUCAAGAUAAUAGUGCACCCAUUAGUUUACAUAUUGGUGGUUUGUUCAAUUAUGAUAAUUCAUUUAUAAACAAUGGAAAAUAUGAUUUACAAGCUGCUCGAAUGGCUAUUGAUGAAAUUAAUGAUCGUUACGAUGAAUUAUUCGAUGGCCGUUAUACGUUAAAUUUACUUUCAAAUAAUUCUAAAUGUGAUCCGAUCUACGCUGUCGAUGCUUUUUUCCACGCAAUAUUUCGUUGUCCACAGUUAAUUUUUCUAAUUGGAACAUCAUGUAUAAAUGAAACAAAAUCUGUAAUUCAAGUAGCUGAUUAUUACAAUCUUAUUCUCUUUUCACAUUCAACUUCAUUUAUUUCGCAAGCUGACCAAACAUAUUCAACACUUGUUCGUCUGUCAGUAUCGGAUGAAAACUAUAACGAUGGGCGAGUUGCUUUUAUUAAAUAUAAUAAUUGGUCUCAUGUAGCGAUUCUUCAUCAAGAUUCAACAGAAUAUUCUCUUAUGAUGGCAAAAUUAGCUAAGCGUUUAAAUGAGUCAAAUAUUAAUAUUAUUCUAACUCAAAGUGCUUCUAUGGCCAACCUUACAUCAGCACUUCAGACUCUUCGAGAAAAAAAAGCUCGAAUAGUGUUUGUGAAUUUCGAUACGUCAUCACGGGCUGCUUUUUUCUGUGAAGUACAUCGAACAUUUACGAAAGAACUACGUAAACGUUAUGUUUGGAUAUUAACCGGAAAUGAUUUUCACUUAUGGAAUUUAUCAACAAGUAAUUGUUCAAUGCACGAUAUCAUUAAUGCAGCUCGUGGUCAUAUUAUUAUUGAUAGUUUAUAUCAAAUAAAACCAAGUUUAAUUAAUCCAAAUACGACAGUACAAGACUUAGAAGAACAUCUUCGUUUAAAUGGACAUCUCGAUAGACAGAUCUUACAUGCUUUUGAUGCUAUUUGGUCUAUUGCUUUACUUAUACGAGCAUCUAUUCAACGAAGCAUAGGAAUUGAAAAUUUCAGUUAUAGUUCAGCAGAUAUGAAAAAUCAAUGGUUGGCUUUAUUAGAAGAAAUUUAUUUUCAUGGACUUUCUGGUCCUGUUUCAUUUCGAAGUCGUCAACGGCAAGCCGAAACUCUUAUAAGUCAAUUUCAAAUCGAUACAGAACAACAAAUUCAAAUUGUAGCUGAAUAUUCGCCAUUAUUAGGAAUCAAUACAAAAUGCGCAGGAUGCCGUGUAUUGGUUUGGCCAGGCGCAAUUCCAGUUGAUACUGAACGAAGUGAAGUUCGACGACUUGUUAUGAAUAUGAUCGAAAUCGGUCUUAUUACUACUGGUUGCAUAUUAGGUCUUGCACUUGCAAUUUUCUUCUUAACGUUUAAUAUUAUUAAUCGACAUCAACGGUAUAUUAAAUUGUCAAGUCCAAAAUUGAAUAAUGUAAUGGUUCUUGGUGCCAUGCAUAUUCAUAUUUCGAUUAUUCUUUUUGGUCUCGACGAAUGGUUUCUUGAUCGAAAUUUGCUUGGCCAUGCUUGCAUGCUACGAAUUUUCCUCUUGUCGGGCGGUUUUUCAUUAAUGUUCGGCUCAAUGUUUUUAAAAACCUUACGUGUCUAUCGAAUAUUUACAUCUCGGGAUCGGCCAUUACUUCAUUCUAAACUUCUUCAAGAUCAACAUCUUCUAUUAUUAUGUUUUGUUUUAUAUGGUAUUGAUAUUAUAUUUAUGAUAUCCUGGCAAAUAUUUGAUCCGCAUUCAGCAAAAAUUACCUAUGGACCAAUUAGACGAUUUGAUGUUGAUAUUAUCGUGUUGAACGAAAUAUCUUAUUGUGCUUCAAAAUAUCGACAUAAGAUUUUACCAUUGAUUUAUGUAUAUAAAUCUUUAUUUCUUAUUAUGGGCGGCUAUUUAGCUGCUAAAACGCGUCAUGUUCAUAUAGCUGCAUUGAAUGAUUCUAAAUUUAUUGUAUGGAGUAUAUAUGUCGUUGUUUUAACUAGUUUAUUCACUGUUAUUGUAAUGAUUUCAAUGCAAAAUCUAACAACAUAUGUUGCAAUAUGUUUAGUUGUUAUUGUUGUGACGAGUUCAAUAUUAUGUUUAGUUUUUUUACCCAAAGUAAUUAUUUUACAAAGUCGACACAAAUCUUCACAUGCAGUUGUUUCAAAAGAUCUAGUCGUUGAUUCAUCGCGUACACGACGUUUAGUUGUCGAAAUCAGUUGCUAUGAAAAAUAUCGUUAUGCGCAAUUACAAAAUCGAGAACUUAAAAGUGAACUUAUUCGAUUAAAUCAUAUUUUACAUACUGCUGAACAACGUCUUGAACCAAUGCAAUCAAAUAUUGCUAUAGCUCUUUUCCCACUAGCUGUUCAGUUGGCAUCAACAUGUUUGCGUACAUCGGAAGUCCCCUCAAUAGCUGUUCGAUCGAAUAGCAGAAUAAAUAUUGAACCGAUCAAAUUUUCUAAAGAAGACGUUCAUCGUCUUGGGAUCGAUUCAACUAGUUCAAACAAUACAUUAUGCAAUUAUGAUCGAACAUUGUCAUCGAUAUCGGAACUCGAACUUUCCAUUGCUUUACAACCAAUAAAUGAUGUUAGUUCAUUACCAUUGAGUACUUUAGAUAACCAAGAUUAUCUAAUAGUAGAUGAUGAGGAUGCUGAUGAAAAUACAAGUCUACCAAUUCAAGCAACAAGUGAUACUGAAUCGGUGCUUUAUUUACGUUUACCAUAUGAAUUAAACAUGGGCGCAGCAACAUUCGAUAGUGAUUUCGACAAAAUAGAGUAUUAG